AUGGUCCCCCUGGUGCUGCUGCACGGAUUCCCCCAGAACUGGUUCUGCUGGCGGCACCUGAUGCGGGAGCUGAGCUCUGGGUUCCGGGUGGUGGCCCUGGUCACUCUGGUCCCCCUGGUGACCCCAUGGUGCCCCUGGUUCUGCUGGCGUCACCUGAUGCGGGAGCUGAGCUCUGGGUUCCGGGUGGUGGCCCUGGUCACUCUGGUGUCCCCUUGGUUCUGCUGGCGUCACCUGAUGCGGGAGCUGAGCGGAAGGUUCCGGGUGGUGGCCCUGGACCUGCGCGGCUGCGGCGCCUCGGACAAACCGCCGGGCAGGGACAGUUANCGGAUUCCCCCAGAACUGGUCACCCAGGGGUCACUCAGGUCACCCAGGGGUCACUCUGGUCACCCCGGGGUCACCACGGCCCCCCUGGUGCUGCUGCUGCACGGAUUCCCCCAGAACUGGUUCUGCUGGCGGCACCUGAUGCGGGAGCUGAGCGGAAGGUUCCGGGUGGUGGCCCUGGACCUGCGCGGCUGCGGCGCCUCGGACAAACCGCCGGGCAGGGACAGUUACCGGCUGGAGCUGCUGCUGGGGGACGUGUGCCAGGCCAUCGAGGCCCUGGGGACACCCCCGGGCCACCCCCGCUGUGUCCUGGUGGGGCACGACUGGGGCGGGGUCCUGGCCUGGGAGGUGGCCGCGCGCCGGCCCGGCCUGGUGGAGAAGCUGGUGGUGAUGGACGCCCCUCACCGCGGAGCCAUGGCAGAUUUCACGGCCCAGCACCCGUCGCAGCUGCUCCGCUCCAGCUACAUCUUCCUCUUCCAGCUGCCCUGGCUGCCCGAGCUGCUCCUGGCCUUGGCUGACUUCCAGGUGAGACCCCUCCCCCUGGCCCCGCCCCAGCCCCACCCCGGCCCCGCCCUGGCCCCACCACGCCCCUGCAGCACCUCCCGCCCCGAGAAGCGUCACCCAUCCUG
Messenger RNA from Lepidothrix coronata (blue-crowned manakin), 950 nucleotides. Its product is annotated as epoxide hydrolase 3-like. The record is from RefSeq and is a predicted model, not a curated record. The transcript is spliced from 7 exons. NCBI's taxonomy places the organism in Eukaryota, Metazoa, Chordata, Aves, Passeriformes, Pipridae. Gene Ontology annotation, molecular function: hydrolase activity. The annotation marks the transcript as partial.